AUUGUCUACUCCGUUUUUAUUGGGCUUAGUAGCGAUACGGAUAAUUUCCGCGCUUUCGGCGGUGAAAGUUCAGAAAUUAAAGACGAGUGGCGGGAGCUAUUGCCACUCGGGGGCUGUUGUGAAGAAGCAACUUUGCUAGUUUAUUGUAGGCAUGGAUUAUAAAAGACGUAAUGGAGGCCCUUUCGGGGGUGGUGCAUCUCAGGCCAAACGAGGUAAAACAGCUGGUGAAUGGGAGGACAGUCCCUCACAGUUUGAAGAGGAAUUGUCCAUGUUUGAUGAAACAGAGAUGGAGGCAGAGGAGAUGGAGGGACAGGCGGGCCAUGAUGUUAUCCCUGUAGGUGACCUCUUCUCAACAAACCUUAACCCUCGCUGGCGGCGGCCUCAUGCCCCUUCACUGGACCCAUCAUCUGAUACUUUGGUGUUUCAGCAGAUUGACCUUGACUACUAUUUAGGUGCUGCAGUGCCUGGCAUGCCUGGCCAGUUACAGGGAAAAGUCCCCAUCAUUCGGAUGUUUGGGGUGACCGACAGCGGCAACAGCGUUUGUUGCCAUGUCCACGGUUUUGCGCCUUACUUCUAUGUUCCUGCACCAAGUGGAUUCACAUCUGACAACCUGGGUGACUUUAAAAGAGAGUUGAACUCUGCUGUCCUAAAGGACAUGCGCUCCAAUAAAGACAACAUCUCCGUCACGGUGUUGGCUGUGGACAUUACUCGCAAAGAGAGCAUGUAUGGUUACCAUGGGAAACGCAUUCUGGAUUUCUUGCGGAUAACCAUGGCGAUGCCUCGUCUCAUUGCCCCAGCAAAGAGACUGCUGGAGCAGGGCUUUAAGUUUGGACCUUUCCCUGCCCAAAAUUACCCGUCCUACGAGGCAAAUAUAGAUUUUGAAAUCAGGUUUAUGGUAGACAGUGAUGUGGUGGGAUGCUGCUGGAUUGAACUUCCCAAAGGCAAGUACAGAGUACGUGAGGAGAGGAGCACGGGGGACACAGAUUUUCAGUACCCAGGCAAGGUGUCCUUGUGUCAGUAUGAGGUGGAUGUGGGAUGGACAGAUUUGAUAAGCCACCCAGCAGAGGGAGAAUGGCAGAGGAUUGCACCACUCAGGGUCCUGAGCUUUGACAUUGAGUGUGCAGGAAGAAAAGGAAUCUUCCCAGAACCAGACAAAGAUCCUGUGAUUCAGAUAGCGUCUAUGGUCCAGCGUCAGGGUGAGACAGAGCCCUUCAUUCGCACCGUGUUCACCCUCCAGUCCUGCGCCAGCAUUGUGGGCUCUCAGAUAUUGUGCUUCACACAGGAGAAGCAGCUACUACAGAGCUGGGCAGAGUUUUUGAGGACGGUGGACCCGGACAUCAUCACUGGAUACAACAUUCAAAACUUUGACUUUCCUUACUUGCUCAACAGAGCAGCUGCUUUAAAGGUGAAUCUGUUUCCCUACUUGGGCCGAGUGCGAGGAAUCAAGUCUGUCUUGCGAGACCUAAACUUCCAGAGCAAGCAGAUGGGCCGCAGAGAGAACAAGACCAUUAACAUGGAAGGCCGGGUUCAGUUUGACCUGCUGCAGGUGCUCCUCCGGGAUUAUAAACUGCGUUCAUACACACUGAACGCUGUGAGUUUCCACUUCCUGCAAGAACAGAAGGAGGAUGUGCAGCACUCCAUCAUCACUGAUCUGCAGAAUGGCAACGAGCAGACUCGCAGACGUUUGGCUGUCUACUGCCUGAAAGACGCCUAUCUCCCGCUGCGCCUGCUGCAGAAGCUCAUGUGUGUGAUUAACUACAUGGAGAUGGCCAGAGUGACAGGCGUGCCUCUCACAUACCUGCUGUCAAGGGGACAGCAAAUCAAAGUCGUCUCUCAGCUGCUAAGACAGGCCAUGAAACAAGACCUGGUCAUGCCUGUUAUAAAGACAGAAGGAGGAGAAGACUACACUGGAGCAACUGUCAUUGAACCAGAGAAAGGGUAUUACAGCGUUCCCAUUGCCACCCUGGAUUUCUCCUCCCUGUAUCCGUCCAUCAUGAUGGCCCACAAUCUGUGCUAUACCACUUUGCUGCAGAAGGGCUCAGUGGCAAGCCUAGGCCUGUCACCAGAGGACUUCAUCAAGACUCCGACUGGUGAUCACUUUGUGAAGAGCUCGGUGAGGAAAGGACUUCUACCCGAGAUCCUGGAGAACCUGCUGUCUGCCAGAAAGAGGGCCAAAGCAGAGCUGAAGAAGGAAACUGACCCUUUUAAGAAGCAGGUUCUGGAUGGCCGUCAGCUGGCCCUCAAAAUCAGUGCAAACUCUGUCUAUGGCUUCACAGGGGCCCAGGUGGGCAAGCUGCCCUGCUUAGAGAUCUCCCAGAGCGUCACAGGUUUUGGAAGGCAAAUGAUUGAACAAACCAAACAGCUGGUGGAGUCCAAGUACACCAUUUCCAAUGGUUACCAAGGUGAUGCCAAGGUCAUUUAUGGGGACACAGACUCUGUAAUGGUCAAACUUGGAGUUGCAACAGUAAGGGACGCCAUGGAUAUUGGGAAGGAGGCAGCAGAGUGGGUGUCGUCCCAUUUCACACCGCCCAUCAAACUGGAAUUUGAGAAGGUGUACUACCCAUACCUGCUGAUCAACAAGAAGCGCUAUGCCGGCCUGUAUUUCUCUUCCAGUGCAGACACACAUGAUAAGAUGGACUGUAAAGGCAUUGAGACUGUCCGCAGAGACAACUGCCCUCUGGUGGCCAACCUCAUCAACACCUGUCUGCAGAAAAUCCUCAUAGACAGGGAUCCGCAGGGUGCAGUGGCUCAUGCCAAAGAAGUGAUCUCAGACCUGCUGUGCAACCGCAUCGACAUCAGCCAGCUGGUCAUCACCAAGGAGCUAACGCGCACCGCCCAGGAGUACGCUGGCAAACAGGCACACGUGGAACUGGCAGAGAGGAUGAGGAAAAGAGAUGCCGGUAGCGCCCCCAACCUGGGAGACCGAGUUCCAUACGUCAUCAUCAAGGCUGCGAAGGGAGUCGCAGCAUACAUGAAGUCAGAGGACCCGAUCUAUGUGCUGGAGAACAACAUUCCCAUUGACACACAGUACUACCUGGAACAGCAGCUGUCCAAGCCCCUGCUGAGAAUAUUUGAGCCCAUCCUGGGAGAGAGCAAGGCAGAGAGCGUCCUGCUCAAGGGUGACCACACACGCUGUAAGACUGUGCUGACCUCGAAGGUCGGGGGCCUCAUGGCAUUUGCUCAGAAGAGGAGCACCUGUAUCGGCUGCAAAGCUGUGCUCAAGACGGACACGGCUGUGUGUGAUUUCUGUAAGAAGAGGGAGUCUGAGCUGUAUCAAAAGGAGAUCUUUCACCUGAACACGCUGGAGGAACGCUUCUCUCGUCUGUGGACUCAGUGUCAGCGUUGUCAAGGCUCCCUCCAUGAGGAUGUGCUCUGUACCAGCCGGGAUUGUCCCAUCUUCUACAUGAGGAAGAAGGUUCAGAAAGAUUUGGAUGAUCAGAGCAAGCUGGUGUCUCGUUUUGGAUGGUGAGAAGGGGCCAUGUACACACGCAGAUUCCUCUUUUGCCUCAUUUCAGUUAACUUUGGACUCUUUUUGUUUUUUUUUCUACGUUUUUUGGUGCUUGUGAAAAUGCAUAUAAAUAUCGCACUAUUUCUAUAUUUUCUAAUAUGAGUAAAAUGACAUUACGUAGCACCUUUUUGUAAAAUAAAAUCAAAAAGCAAUCUAUUCUUUUUGGGCUUUCAGGUUUGAUCAUUACUUAUUUAACAGUCCUUGGAAAAAAAAAAAAAAAUAUAUAUAUAUAUAUAUAUUUGGGGUGAUUACAAACAGGAUACUGAACCACACUACUGUCUGACACCUGACAGUGAAUGUAGUGAUGUGGCCUGUAUGCGAAGAGGUUUACGGUGGGUGAACCUGUUCAGAGGUACAGUCCCUAAUCUUAAUUUGACAUCAAAGUAAAAGUGCGUAGUUUUACGGAAAUGAAAAGAGGAACCUAAUUGCCUUCCUCUUCAGCGCUAUUGUCUCACUGUAACCUCGUAAACCACAUCCCUUCCUCUUCACUGAUUUGGUACAUGAGAACAAAAACUCGGAUCAUCUUUUGCUG
Molecule: messenger RNA, 4040 nt
Organism: Toxotes jaculatrix (banded archerfish)
Lineage: Eukaryota; Metazoa; Chordata; Actinopteri; Toxotidae
Gene: pold1
Product: polymerase (DNA directed), delta 1, catalytic subunit
Exons: 27
Coding region: 152-3469 (1105 amino acids)
Biological process (GO): base-excision repair, gap-filling; DNA-templated DNA replication; nucleotide-excision repair, DNA gap filling
Cellular component (GO): delta DNA polymerase complex
Molecular function (GO): DNA binding; nucleotide binding; 3'-5'-DNA exonuclease activity
Source: RefSeq, a predicted model, not a curated record